CCCAUCGUGCCUCAGCCCCACUUCCGGUGCUAAGCCGCUCGUGAGGAAAAAAGACCGCGAGGAAACUACAAUUCCCAUACUGCCCCAGCCCAACUUCCGGCGCGCGGACUUUUCCCUCAGGAUUUUGCUUCCGCUCUAACUGCCGCAGCCGCCGGGAUGCUUCGCGGGCUGGUCCCCUUCUCCGGCCGGGGCGGCCUUCUGGGCCGGAGCCUGGCGCCGCUCCUGGCCGCGCCUUCGCGGGGCCGCAAGACGCGCCACGACCCCCCGGCCAAAUCCAAAGCCGGCAGGGUCAAGGUGCCGCCGCCCGUCGACCCGGCCGAGCUGCUGGUGGUGCUGGGCCGCUACGAGCGCUAUAGGCGGGUCAUGACCGCCCUCAGAGGCGAGUUCAAAGAAGAGGUGCUGCGGAAACAUUAUGCAGAGAAGUAUGGGGAAGUGUGGAAGCAGAGAGAGGAGGCUGCUAACAAGGAGCAUCAAGAGCUGAUGGCCUGGAAUGACGCAGAGAACAGACGUCUACGGGAACGGAGGGAGGAGCGCCUCCGGAAGGAAGAAGCAGCUGAUCAAGAACGCCGACGGCAAGGAGCCCAGAAUCGGGCUACCUAUAUGGAAGAAAUUAUCAAGGAGAAGGAGAGAGAGGUGCUCCAGUUGCAGGAAGAAGCCAAGAACUUCAUCACCCCUGAAAAUAUAGAUGAGCGGAUUGAGGAGUGCCUAGACAACCCUCGCAACUACAAUUUUGCCAUUGAUAAGGAAGGAAGGAUAGCCAAGCGGAGCUUCUUGCCUUAGCAACUCAUACCAGAGGAGCCUGGGCGUCCUGGUAUUCCCUGCCAGAGUGGUUGAGUGUCGCUUCCAUCGAGCUUCCAAAGUCACUGUGAGGGGACCAGGACUGGCUUGCUCAACUUCAUCAAUAAGACUGCUUUGAGACAUUCACCCUGAAAGAUGUAUAUCUUUGGGGUUUUACACUUCCAGAACAUUGGUGCCCUUCUUGAAGACUUUGUUGCAGUUUUUCCGUAAUAAAAUAUUGGGUUUCUCUUA
Podarcis raffonei (Aeolian wall lizard) is the source of this 1029-nucleotide messenger RNA. It is a transcript of the gene MRPS26, whose product is annotated as mitochondrial ribosomal protein S26. The record is from RefSeq and is a predicted model, not a curated record. Lineage: Eukaryota; Metazoa; Chordata; Lepidosauria; Squamata; Lacertidae. Gene Ontology annotation, cellular component: mitochondrial small ribosomal subunit. The coding region runs from base 157 to 780 and encodes 207 amino acids. The transcript is spliced from 4 exons.